AUGUUCGGGCCAUGCCUCGACGGCGAGGUCCUGUGGCUGCCCAUCCUUUCGGAAGAGCGGGUGCUUUGCCUUCGCUUGGUGCCCGACUCGCCGCUCAUGUCCAACGCUGCGCACAUCAUGGAUGCUUGCAUGGCCCUAGAGACGACCAGGAGCCGCAUGGAGGCCACAGAAACAGAUGUCACCGGGCCUACUCUGAACAUCCUUCGGCAAUUAGGCAAGUGGCCUCAGGAAACCUGUGCCUCUAUGCUGCAACUCGAUGACAUGAAAGCGGUUGGCAUGGGUUCAAACAUAAAGAACAGACGUCGGGCUACCUACGUUGCAAUGGGCCUGGCUUACGUUAUUAGAGCUGGCGAACGUGGACACGUUAAUGUGACACAGACAGUGAACGACUUCCACAUCUCGUCGUUGGCUACAGAGGCCUGGACAACGAGAAGGCAGCCCCUGAACUAUCCCGCCAUACAUGAACCAGGCGCCCCAGGCGCCCCAGGCGUCCCAGGCGGUCCCGGGGCCCCCGGCGCCCCCUCCGGCUCUGGGAGACCUCCCCUCGCGCCGCCCAGCACCGCCGGCGAGAUGCAGAUGAGAGCACGGCAUCUCGGUGCCGCCGAGGACUGCGUACAAGAUCCCUUUAUGAUUGUGGACGAGACCGUGAGUGGCGUCCUCUGUAUCGCUUGCAACAAGCACUUUACGCCAGAGCACUUGACCACCCGCAGGCACCUGAACUACCUGUCCGACAUUCAGGGCACCCUCAUGUGGCUCACACGCGAGCAGAAGCCUCCCUGUUUGCGCAUUCUCCAAUUCCAAGAGACCAGGGCCCAGCCCAAUGCUGGCGUGCCCUACCAAGAUCCCAGCACCCGCAGUGCCCAAACCGAGACCGCCGGCCCCGAGACCGCGUGGGACGACACCUACCAGCCCGAGACCGAAGCCUCGCCAGCAGCUCCCGCACAGCAGCGCGGAGCGCCGCCAGCUUCCACGCCAGGUUCCUGGGAGGAGCGAGCCGACCGAGCCGACCGAGCCGACCGAGCCACCCCCCUCCGGCCACAGGUCAACCGGCGCUGGCGCGAUGUUGAGAUCCCAGCGACUCCAAGCCUGGAGGAGAACUACGACUUUGCCUGGCGUCUCUUCGCAAACCACACGCAGUACCUUUCACGUUUUCUUGUCUUCAAUGACGAGAUCGGUGUCGAGGAAGUUUGA
Symbiodinium natans is the source of this 1191-nucleotide messenger RNA. The record is from the annotation of a GenBank genome assembly. Lineage: Eukaryota; Dinophyceae; Suessiales; Symbiodiniaceae.